CAACACAAAUGGUACAGCUAUGUUGACCCAUAUCUCUUCAUCUGUUCAUAAGACCCAUACAAGCAAGCAACCUUGGAAGUUUUGGCUUAUAUUCUUCGGAGAGUACUAAAGGUGAGGUUCUGAUUAUUGUGUUCAAUGCCUGGUUUGGCCAUGGAUGAAUUGAAUGCAAAUAGUGCAGCAGAGGAACCCAGUGGGAGUUACACUCCCCACAAGGAAAACUUUGCUCAACAAGCAUCACCAAGGAGUACACUGAGUCCAAGAAGCAUUCAGAGUGAUUCAAUUGAUUUGGCUAUUGAUGGGGUGGUGGAUACCUCAAUUGAGCAAUUGUAUCACAAUGUGUGUGAAAUGAGGAGUUCUGAUCACUCACCCUCCAGGGCUAGCUUUUACUCAUAUGAUGGUGAGUCCAGGAUUGAUUCAGAACUGGGCCAUCUUGUUGGAGACAUUGUGGAUUUGGAGAUCACAAAGGAGGUGGUUACAGAGAAUAAAGAGGACUUCAAUGCCAAUGCUAAUGGGACAACUCAUGAGAAAGAUGUUGUGUCAUCUGGUAAAGAACCUACAAAGAAGUAUAAUAGUAACCAAUCCUCUCCAGCCCCAAUUGAAGGAUCAUCCAAGGCAACUCCUAAGAGGAAUGAAAAGGGUGCAAGAAAAGCAAAUGGUGUUCACCACAUGAGGAAGCAUAGGAGGAGCCUUGGUUUGAAGGGGAUUGAGGAGCGAAUUGCUGCAGGGUUAGAUAAUCCAGACUUGGGACCGUUUUUGCUCAAGCAAACAAGAGAUAUGAUCUCAUCAGGUGAGAAUCCUCGAAAAGCGCUUGAUUUGGCUCUUAGAGCUUUGAAAUCAUUUGAGAUUUGUGCAAAUGGGAAACCAAGUUUAGAAAUGGUCAUGUGCCUGCAUGUCUUGGCAACUAUAUACUGCAAUUUAGGACAGUACAAUGAGGCCAUUCCAAUUCUUGAGCGUUCCAUUGAGAUUCCUGUGUUGGAGGAUGGCCAAGAUCAUGCACUGGCCAAGUUUGCAGGCUGCAUGCAAUUGGGAGACACUUAUGCAAUGAUGGGGCAGAUUGAGAAUUCUCUGCUUUUUUACACAGCAGGCCUUGAGAUUCAAGGCCAGGUCUUGGGGGAAACUGAUCCGAGAUUUGGUGAGACGUGCCGGUAUGUGGCUGAGGCUCAUGUUCAAGCAUUGCAGUUUGAUGAGGCUGAGAAGCUGUGUCAGAUGGCUCUUGAUAUCCACAGAGGAAAUGGUGCUCCUGCUUCAAUUGAGGAAGCAGCAGAUAGAAGACUAAUGGGACUUAUCUGUGACUCAAAGGGUGAUUAUGAGGCUGCUCUUGAGCAUUAUGUUUUGGCAAGCAUGGCAAUGGCUGCAAAUGAUCAUGAAGCAGAUGUGGCUGCAGUGGAUUGCAGCAUUGGUGAUGCCUAUUUGGCGUUGGCGCGUUACGAUGAGGCAGUGUUUUCUUAUCAGAAGGCACUCACUGUCUUCAAAUCAACCAAGGGAGAGAAUCAUCCAACAGUUGCUUCAGUGUAUGUGAGGUUGGCUGAUCUGUACAACAAAAUAGGGAAGUUCAAGGAGUCUAAGUCUUACUGUGAAAAUGCACUCAGAAUUUUUGGUAAGAUCAAGCCAGGAAUCCCCUCAGAAGAGAUUGCUAGUGGUUUGAUAGAUGUUGCUGCUAUUUAUCAGUCCAUGAAUGAUUUGGAGAAGGGGUUGAAGCUGCUCAAAAAGGCCUUGAAGAUAUAUGGCAAUGCUCCUGGCCAACAAAGCACUGUUGCAGGAAUUGAGGCCCAAAUGGGGGUUAUGUAUUACAUGCUAGGGAACUAUUCUGACUCUUACAACAUCUUCAAGAGUGCCAUUGCCAAAUUUCGUGCAAGCGGGGAGAAGAAAUCUGCUUUGUUUGGGAUUGCUUUGAACCAAAUGGGCCUUGCCUGUGUGCAGUGUUAUGCUAUAAAUGAGGCAGCAGAUUUGUUUGAAGAGGCCAGGGCUAUUUUGGAGAAAGAGUAUGGUCCUUAUCACCCAGACACCUUAGGGGUCUAUAGCAAUUUAGCAGGAACCUAUGAUGCUAUGGGAAGAGUGGAUGAUGCCAUUGAAAUGUUGGAAUAUGUAGUUGUGAUGAGAGAAGAGAAGCUUGGAACAGCAAACCCUGAUGUGGAUGAUGAGAAGCGUAGGUUGGAAGAGUUGUUGAAAGAAGCAGGCAGGGCCAGGAACAGGAAAUCAAGAAGAUCAUUGGAAACUCUCCUUGAUACCAACUCUCAGCUUAUGAAAAACAAUGGCAUUAAGGUCCUAUGAAUCCGAGGCUGUAUAUAAAACAAGAUGAGAUUAACUGGUUUGGUUGGUUAUUUUGAUCAUUGUUUGCAAAUUUGGCCAGGAAAACAAUAACAAAGUGGAAGCAGGUUCCACUUCAUAUUGUUUGUUACAAAAGGAUUUUCACAGAAUUUACUUUAUAUGUCUACUUUAUUUUCUAUAGUGAAGAGGAAAUUUCGCUUAUUCAAAUUUUUCCUUGUAUAAUGAAAUUUAUUAUAUAUAUGGUGGAAAUUCAAAUUUC
Messenger RNA from Cajanus cajan (pigeon pea), 2527 nucleotides. RefSeq names its product Tetratricopeptide repeat (TPR)-like superfamily protein (gene KLCR2). The record is from RefSeq and is a predicted model, not a curated record. Gene Ontology annotation, molecular function: protein binding. NCBI's taxonomy places the organism in Eukaryota, Viridiplantae, Streptophyta, Magnoliopsida, Fabales, Fabaceae.